CAUAGACUAGAAUCCCAUUGUGCUAGGUCUGUAGACAGGACAAAAGGACAGUCCCUGUCCCCAGGAGCUUACAAUCUAAGUAACUCAUGAAGCACUUUCUUAUUAAUUUCUGGAGAGAGGGGAAACAACAACCCAUGAGUGGUGGAGUGAAAAGCAGUCACUCAUCUCUGUGGGAGAAGGUGCGCUGGAGGUUGGGUGGUUCUGCUACACUCUUUGAUCAUGCAUGUGUGGAGGAACACAGAACCACUGUUGUACAGGCUUGCUCAUGUUAUUUACAUCACCCUGUGAGUUCCUGGAUAUUACAGUAAAACAAUCCAGUGUGCCUAGAAAUAAAAGAGACAGCAGCCUCACUUGAGAUUCGUCUUCUGAGGUUCUCUAAGAGGAGUUGCCCCAAAGGGUGUCUGAACCUUGAGCCUCGAUGGGGUGGAGGGCAGAGUUAGAGGUCUAUGGCAGGACAUUAUACCCCAUAUAGUCUGUUUCCCUGCCACUGUGAUGUAUUUCCUCCCAAACAAAGGAACUGGCACAAACUUUUCCCUGCUCUAACUCCACUGAAGUCAGCAGAAUUCCACCAGGGAUGAAUGUGGCCCAGUUCUAAAGUGGUGAUGAUGGAAUAGUGCACAGUAACGGAGCAGCAUUGCUGGCUCCUCUGCAGAACUGCCAAUUAGAUGCUCAUUUCCUGGGUGUAUUACAGCCUAGCUCUGCAUAGUAGUUCCUCUUCUCAUUGCCGCCCUCAGCCAAUUGCAUCUUAAAUCAAUACCCGAGGAUCACAGGGUGUGAGCAAUGGGAGAAGCCUAUCGCUUAUGUGUGUGCUUUGUGUGUGGCUGGCAGAACAAUCUCAGGCUCCGGCAGAGACAAAGAGUGUGAGAACUGGUUUAGUCAGAGCCUGCAACCAGCUGAACUGGGUCUGCCCUAGGAUCAGUGGCAGCAAGCAACUCAGGAGAAGGAGAGAGGCCUGAUAGCUCUGAGCCAGGCAGCCCUUAGAGCUGGUCAUGCUGGUCCAGAUACCCUGUUAAAUGCAAUCCCCUGGGUUUGCUCUUCUCUCUAAUGAGACCUCUACAAGGCUGCAGGAGACAAGGCAUCGUUUUGGGGAUCGUGAUCCUCUGCCUGGCUGCUGGGUGGGCUCUACAGACCCAAGGAGGAGUAUCUUUAUUAGUCCCACAACCCAACAUAAAUGCCACCGUGGCACAAAAUAUUCUCCUCUCCGUUGAAUAUUCUUGCAAAGGCAUAGUCUCAAUUGAGUGGAAGCAUGUGUCAAGUUGGGGCACCAACAAAAUUGUGGAAUGGAAACCGGGGAGUUAUACUAACAUAUCCAAAAGUUACAAGGACCGAGUGAACACUUAUGAAAACGGCUCUAUACAGCUUCUGAAUGUAGGCGUGAGAGAUGCUGGCUAUUAUGUUGUCACCAUAACAGAAGAGCUGGGAACCAACAUCUACGGCACCAUUGUAUUAAGUGUCUAUGAGAUUAUCUAUGAAGAUUUACAUUUUGUAGCUGUCUUCUUUGCAUUUCUCACUGCUGUGUCUGCAGUUUUAGUCUGCUGCAUGUGGUUCUGUAAUAAAUCUGUGCAUCUAUUCCAGAAUAAGAGAGACAAGCUUAAAGCAAGAACAGCUGAAGAGAUAGAACUGCAAACCAUUGAGUGUUAGCCAAGAACAUUUCAUAACAAAUAACAUUUCUACCUCAAGAAAAAAUAAUGGUAAAGGAAAGGGGGGGAAACCCACAAAAGGUAAAGUUUUUAUACAAUCUUUUUUUAACAUGACUGAUAUAGAAACUUCCUGACUUGCAAAUAAGACGUCAAUGGGAGAUGGAAUCAGAGCUGCAUGUAUGGAGCCUCUUGCAAGUGUGAAGAUUUCAGUUCUUCCAUUUACGGUGGACAAGGUCAAAGUGAACAGAAUGCUUCCUUUGUUGAGCAUAGGGACUGUUCAUGGGCUAUACCAUAAGAUCUUUAGCCUGGAUCUCUCUCAAAAAAACAAGCCAACCAAGCUACUUUGGCUACAUAAUAUUGGGAAAUAUAAAGAGGACUUGCUUAGGGUCUUAACAGACAUUUGUUUUGCUAAUGAGUAUCCCAGAUAGUGCAAGUGUCCCUUCACAAAUAGGCAGCAGACUAGACCUCAGCCUUCUUCAACGUGCUGCAAAUGUGCAUUAAUGUAUUAAAUUAUUAAUUUUAAAAUAAAUGAAGGACAGUAUACUGUAUACCGCAUAUUAUGCUGCUAUCUUCAGGCCAAAGAAUUUGCUGAAGUCUCCAAAGACUAUUAUAAUUCAUCAUGAGACAAAAGUGAAUUUGAGCCAAUGACCCCAUGGUUGAAAUUCCAUCUCUCAGUAUCUUUAUGAUUGUUUACAUUGUUCCAUGAUAUUAAUGCACACUUACCAAUUGUAUAGAAACUUCUUAAACAAUGAACAAUGCAAAUAUACAGCAGGUGACACUGUCAAUAGACUAUGAUUAGAACAGUCAGAAAAGUUCUGGUGGGGUCAAAAAGUGACAUGGAGCUUAAUCCAGAGAGGUAGAGAGUGCCAUGGAUUCAACAAACUCAGGCCAGGGAAGGAUUGAGUCUAUCUGGUUUGGGAGAGCUGCUUAACAAGAUGGUGUUGUUUUUUUUCAGAAUUUGUUUUAAAUGGCAGCAAAGCCUCUUUUGCUUUUAUUUUUUGUAAGCAAAUUUUAAAUGAACUAACGACUACUGGUCUGUAUCUGGUUGCUGCACUUAAGGUUAUUACAUAGGUCUUCUGUGUGGAGUAAUUUGGCUUUUUGAAACAGAAAGCACUAAAGUUUGUUUACUUAAGUAAGUUUCAAAGCAUUAAGCUCUAAAUUAUCUUGUUUUUGUAAGAAGAGAGGAAUAUUAUAUUAUGAAAUAAACCUUGAAAAUGA
Messenger RNA from Gopherus flavomarginatus (Mexican gopher tortoise), 2858 nucleotides. It is a transcript of the gene VSTM5, whose product is annotated as V-set and transmembrane domain containing 5. The transcript has 4 exons. The record is from RefSeq and is a predicted model, not a curated record. The coding region runs from base 1045 to 1641 and encodes 198 amino acids. Gene Ontology annotation, cellular component: plasma membrane; axon; dendrite. Lineage: Eukaryota; Metazoa; Chordata; Testudines; Testudinidae. Gene Ontology annotation, biological process: positive regulation of excitatory synapse assembly; filopodium assembly.